AUGAUUAGUCCAAUACAUCAUUUAGCCAUUUUGUUUCUCAAUAAUUUACUCAGUGUCCAUUUACAGAGUUAUUCGUGUCCACAUCGACAUGUUUCCGUUAUAAAUGCAUUUCAACAAAACAAUUUAAUCCAAGAUUUGGGUAUAAAUGGGACAACUCAACAAUUAGAGUUCAUUCCGAUGACUUAUAUUGGCCGUAGGCAAGUUAAUUGUGGAACUAAUUUCUCCAAUCUCGAUACAUUGAUGGAACCAGAAAUCAAAUACAAUUUCCACCGCGAGAGAAACGGUGAUGAUAAUAUAAUGUUCACCUUUAUAAUGCUCGAUCCUGAUACUCUGACUCCACAGUUUCCAGUCCAAAGGCCAGUCAAUCAUUGGCUAGUUGUAAAUAUUGGUGACGAUGUGAAUAGUGGGACCACUUUGUCCACAUACGCAGUUCCAUUUCCAUCGCCGUUAUUUGGACCCCAUAGAUACGCUUUCUUGAUCUAUCGCCAAUCCAGGCCAGUGCCUCCUUCGCCAAACUAUGAGACACUAGCCGAGCGAUCAAACUUUCAGAUCACUGCUUUUGCCGAAGCAAAUGGAAUGACCGGACCGAUCGCAGGUAAUUUCUUCUACGAAGCCAUUCCAGGUUAUUACAGUUCGAAAGGAUAACUAAAUAGUUCUAAUUGUAAACGAAAAUGGUUAAUAAAUUAAUUCGUCUGAUCAACUAACUUUUUCCCGCGAAAUUGAGGACA
This is a messenger RNA of Panonychus citri (citrus red mite), 728 nucleotides long. Its product is annotated as OV-16 antigen-like. The coding region runs from base 1 to 645 and encodes 214 amino acids. The record is from RefSeq and is a predicted model, not a curated record. NCBI's taxonomy places the organism in Eukaryota, Metazoa, Arthropoda, Arachnida, Trombidiformes, Tetranychidae. The transcript has a single exon.